AUGGCCACCGCAGUAUCAACCCCCAUUAAGUCCCACACUGGGCUCUUCUCCACACGUACCGCUGGCGGACGUAUGCCUUUGACCCCAUCUCCCCGUACACGCACCCAAACUCUCUCGAUCAAUAACUCAUCUCCUUUUACUCCACCCGAGAAAAAGGUAUCUGAAGAGAAUGUACGAUUAUCAUCCAAGUCAACAUACGGUGGAAACUUAACAUCACAUUUCGCAAAGUCUUCCAGAAAGUCUCACCGCGACUCACCAAAGUCCAACAUUGCCAAGGGUGUUCAAACUCCUCGACAUGCUCUUGAGCUCGGUGUCUCUGACUUUGCUCUUACUGGUACAGGAUGCAAGACCCCUGUUGCUACACGAACAAGAAAAGGUCCAGUCCGCUCGAAAGCCGCCAAGACUACUGUCUCCUACUCUGGCGACAGAUUUAUCCCCGACCGUGCUGCAAGCUCAGCCAUCACAACCGCUGGCUGCGGAAAAGCUGACUUUGCCGAGAAGCAAAGACCAAAGAGCAUCAAUGAAAGCUCUUCAGUUCUCGCAUCAGGUGCCGGUGACGCUCUCGCUGCUCUUGAAUCAUUGACCAUUGAUGAUGAAGAAGAGCCAGCUUCAUACUCUCGCCCAUCACCAAAUACUAUUGCAUACCAAGACUCAUUGGCAUCUGCCUGUGGUAUUUCUCAAGGCCAAAGAAUCCUCGCAUUCAAGCCUGCUGCUCCCGAAUCCUCAAAGCCUGUUGAUCUCCGAUCCCAAUACAACCGUCCCCUCAAAAACUCCAACGCUUCCGCUGCUCAAUUCAGACGCCGCAUUGCAACUGCACCAGAGCGUGUCUUGGAUGCACCUGGUCUCGUCGACGAUUACUACUUGAACCUCCUUGACUGGAGCUCCAACAACCAAGUUGCCAUUGGUCUUGAACGCAAUGUAUAUGUCUGGUCUGCUGAGUCUGGCACUGUCAGCUCUCUUCUUGAAACUAGCCCAGAUACCUAUGUUAGCAGUGUCAAGUGGUCCGGUGAUGGAGCGUAUGUCAGUGUUGGUCUCGGUUCCGGAGAAGUUCAAAUCUGGGAUGUCGAAGAAGGCACUAAGCUCAGAAGUAUGCACGGACACGACACCCGUGUUGGUGUAAUGGGAUGGAACAAGCACACUCUUUCUACUGGCGCACGAAGUGGUCUUGUCUACAACCACGAUGUUCGCAUCGCUCAACACAAAGUUGCUGAGUUGGUUUCCCACACCUCCGAAGUCUGUGGUCUGGAAUGGCGCGCUGAUGGUGCUCAACUUGCCACUGGUGGCAACGACAACUUGGUCUCUAUCUGGGAUGCUCGUUCUUUGGCUGUUCCCAAGUUUACCAAGACCAACCACAAGGCAGCUGUUAAGGCUCUUAGCUGGUGCCCGUGGCAACCAAACGUUUUGGCUACUGGUGGUGGAUCAUACGAUCGUCACAUCCACUUCUGGAACACCACCACCGGUGCACGUGUUAACAGCAUCGACACUGGCUCCCAAGUUACCAGUCUCCGAUGGAGCCCUCAUUACCGCGAGAUUGUUAGCACCAGUGGAUUCCCAGACAACUCUAUCAGCAUCUGGAGCUACCCUACUUUGGUUCGCAAUGUCGAGAUUCCAGCCCACGAGACCAGAGUCCUCCACAGCUGUCUCAGCCCAGAUGGACAAAUGCUCGCCACAGCUGCUGCUGAUGAGAGCUUGAAGUUCUGGAAGGUUUUCGAGAAGAAGACUGGCCCAAGUGCAUCCGCAUCAGCUGGUGCAUCAGGAAAGGCCGACAUGGUCAAGCAAAUGACUAUCAGAUAG
Messenger RNA from Botrytis fragariae, 1794 nucleotides. Its product is annotated as putative wd repeat-containing protein slp1 protein. Lineage: Eukaryota; Fungi; Ascomycota; Leotiomycetes; Helotiales; Sclerotiniaceae. The coding region runs from base 1 to 1794 and encodes 597 amino acids. The transcript is spliced from 2 exons. The record is from RefSeq and is a predicted model, not a curated record. Gene Ontology annotation, molecular function: anaphase-promoting complex binding; protein binding; ubiquitin ligase activator activity. Gene Ontology annotation, biological process: positive regulation of ubiquitin protein ligase activity; positive regulation of anaphase-promoting complex-dependent catabolic process; anaphase-promoting complex-dependent catabolic process. Gene Ontology annotation, cellular component: anaphase-promoting complex.